AUGGCAGACGCGAGCGAGGUCGAGGCUCAGGUGAUUGAGGUUGUGGGAGAGCAGCUCGAGAAGCAGGGAUCGGUGAAGAUCGACUCUAACUUCAUCGAGGACCUCGACGCAGACUCCCUGGACACAGUCGAGAUCAUCAUGUCGCUCGAGGAGAAGUUCGACAUCGAGAUCUCAGAAGACGACGCGCAAAAGAUGGUCACUGUUAAGGAUGCGGUCGACUACAUCUCCGCAAACGUGUAAUGUCUUUGAUAGUUUGGUAUGCGGUAGUUUGUUUUCGGUUUGAAGGAUGGGAGGGCACGCAGAAGGACGGAGGGGGGGCGGGGGGGGGGCAUCACAAAGAGGGCGUCGCGCGUCUUUUGCCGUGCCAUGAGUAGGCAAGGGGGGCCGGCUGCUGUUUGCAAAGCGAGCAAGGUACCUAGGUGCGUGUUUGCGCUGAGGUGUUUCUGUGCGUGUCUAUCUCUUCUUUUUAUUUUCACUCUCCCCUGUCCCAUCCCUUGCCAGCAGCUGGUUGGAGUUCACCUCGUGCGGGGCGCGUUGUAGGGGAUGGAAAAAGAUGGAUUUCCUGUGCGUUCUGUCUUUGUUUUGGCGCUGGUUGUCUAUCUUUUUGAGGCCGCUCUACGUGCGCGUCUGCGAGCAUCGAGCUUUUAAAGUUUGGCGCUAAAUAACGUCUUUUUUUUUUUUUUUGAGCUGUUGGGCGGAGUACUGGGAAAAGGUGGCAGCAGUUUUCUAAGCGAUUCGCGUGGUGGACAUGAUCCUCCCCUGGUUGUCCCCUAGACAGAGAACAAGUGAGACGAAAAUGUCUCCUUGGAAAGUAUUUGCCCCGUCUGACUGAUGGGAAACCCUUGCUAAGACGAUGCUCGAUCUCCGCCAAUCAGCGCGGACGGGGUGGGGCGGGGGGCGGCUCGCAUCACGCCCCUGCCGCCGGCGCGACGGUGGUCGUCGGCGUGGUGAUCUGUUCGCCGAAAUUCUGUGAUUUGGCGUCGAGAGAAAACGACAAAGGAACGAGCGUUCGUUCUUCCUGACGCCCUCCAGCGCCCGAAUUCCAUCGCCGUUUAGCGAAGAUGUUGUUGCUGUUGUUGCCACUUGUCGUUGUCGUCAUUCGAGUUCAUGGGUCAAGGCCAACGAUGCGUAGUUUUUCUG
This is a messenger RNA of Ectocarpus siliculosus, 1140 nucleotides long. The record is from the annotation of a GenBank genome assembly. NCBI's taxonomy places the organism in Eukaryota, Phaeophyceae, Ectocarpales, Ectocarpaceae.